This is a messenger RNA of Sinocyclocheilus anshuiensis, 405 nucleotides long. Its product is annotated as inositol monophosphatase 2-like. Gene Ontology annotation, molecular function: inositol monophosphate 1-phosphatase activity. The transcript has 4 exons. Lineage: Eukaryota; Metazoa; Chordata; Actinopteri; Cypriniformes; Cyprinidae. The record is from RefSeq and is a predicted model, not a curated record. Bases 1 to 405 code for a protein of 134 amino acids. Gene Ontology annotation, biological process: phosphatidylinositol phosphate biosynthetic process; inositol metabolic process; signal transduction.
AUGGUAUCAGUGGUUCAGUCUGCGGUGAAGCAGGAGAAGCAGGUGAGCAGCAAGAGCACUCCGACAGACCUGGUGACGGAGGCAGACCAUCAGGUGGAGGAGCUCAUCAUCUCCACGCUCAGGGAGCAAUACCCCUCACACAGGGUCAUCGGCAGCUCGACGCUAGCACUCUGUCACAUCACCAGCGGCGCGGCCGAGGCCUAUUAUCAGUACGGUCUGCACUGCUGGGACAUCGCAGCGGCCGCCGUCAUCAUCAGAGAGGCCGGCGGAUACGUCAUCGACACCACAGGAGGCGCGCUCGACCUCAUGUCCAGACGUGUUGUGGCCGCUGGCACGCGUGAGAUCGCAGACUAUGUGCUCAAGCAGCUGCAGCCGAUAAACUACAGCCGCGAUGACCUGCCGUGA